Molecule: messenger RNA, 1254 nt
Organism: Brenthis ino (lesser marbled fritillary)
Lineage: Eukaryota; Metazoa; Arthropoda; Insecta; Lepidoptera; Nymphalidae
Source: the annotation of a GenBank genome assembly
AUGUCGAUGAAAACUGCGCUCUGGCGAGCGAAUGCGGCGCCGUUUAGCGCGGCGUCAGUCAGUCUUGUAUCGUGCGGCGUACAGUGGUCAGUCGUCGCGCCCGUUCGUUCGGUGUGUUUGUCGAUAUUGCGAGAGAGAACUAGAGACGUGUGCGGUGGGGGGAGUGGCGGCGUGCCGACCUUCCUGUACCCUUCGAGAUUCUUGAGAGGGUCCACGGGACAGGUCGCGCGACGCCGCGCACCCCCCGCUACGCUAGCUCUCUCGCCUAGCGGCGGUUCGAUCGUGAUUAAAGUAGGCGGACUCGACGUCCGAAGUGCGCGUCGACGCCGGCGUCGCACGGCGGUUCCGACCGACCGGCGAGAUCGGCGCCUUCGCGCUGACGGAUAUCGCGUCUGCCUCGUUUUUUAUCGUUGGCCUCAGAUCAGGGAGGAUCACCCGCCGAAUUUAAGCAUAUUAGUAAGCGGAGGAAAAGAAACUAACCAGGAUUUCCUUAGUAGCGGCGAGCGAACAGGAAUCAGCCCAGCACUGAAUCCCGCGGUUGUAACGAUCGCGGGAGAUGUGGUGUUCGGGAGGUCCCGCUUUCUCGUCGUCGCCACUCCUGUCCAAGUUCGUCUUGAACGGGGCCGUUUUCCCGUAGAGGGUGCCAGGCCCGUAGCGACGGAGCGAGACGGCGAGAGGGACUCUCCUCAGAGGGUAAACCUGCGAAACUCGAAUGAACGAACGGAGAGAUUCAUCGUCAUUCGGCGGCGUACGGGCGCGCGCCUCGAUGUGACGCACCGCCAUUCGCGUGGCGUUCUAGCGUUGCACGGGUCGCGUCCGUCGACGUCCGCCGACGGCGUGCACUUCUCUCUCAGUAAUACAUCGCGACCCGUUCGACGUCGGCCUAAGCGCCGUCCGGGAGCCCUGCGGUCCCGCCUUAACAGGGCGCGGCUGCAGGACCGUGACGGUCCGCCGGCCGGCUAUCGGACGAGUGCGGACGUUGGAGCGGCGUUGCUGUCGUCGCAGCCGUGCUGUCUCGGACCGUGCGCGUAUCAGUCUGCGAUGAUUCAUUUUCGGGCACUCGCAGGACCCGUCUUGAAACACGGACCAAGGAGUCUAGCAUGUGUGCGAGUCAUUGAGUUUAUAUCAAAAAUAAUGCACAAAACUGAAAGGCGCAACGAAAGUGAAGGCGUGCGCUUGUCGCGCGCUCAGGGAGGAUGGAGCGUCGGUCUCGAUCGAUCUCCCGCACUCCCGAGACGUCUCGUUUCCAAUCCG